GACAUCAGUAUAUCAUUAAGGUGUCGCUUCGGAUGAAUGACUGCAAUCUAGAAUCCUGGAAUAUUAUAAAAGCAGUUUCUAAGGUCUAUCGUUGGUAUCAUCGGCACCUCGGCCUACACAAAUCUGACGGACAUUGAUCACUGUUAUUUGUGGCAAACUUUGAUCCGCAAUAUUAAUUCAUUUGUAAAGGACAGUUUAACCAGACUAACAGUGAAACGCUUUACUGUUUUAGUUAGCUGAAACCUUAUUACUUAUACUAGUGUAAACAUUUGGAUACACUGAUUCCUCUACGGAACCUUCACUUGACUAGUGGUAACAUCGAUAUGUUUUUAUUGGAAAUUGUGCUGCUGGCCCUUCUCCUAGUUCUAUUUUCGCAAGGCUUCUUAGAAGUACCAUCAAAUGACAGGUAUCCAAUAACUCGUCAGGACUUCCUUCAUAUUAAAUUACCGACUCGCUAUCAAUGCCUUGAGCUGUGUGUUACAUUCAAAUUGUGCCGCAGUCUUCACUUCAACCACAAAGAUGGUAUAUGUAGAUUGAAUUCGGAUGACAAAGACCGACAGACCAUUUGGAAUACGGGAUACCGAUACUUUUUAAUAUCGAGGAAAGACAUUCCCGAGGAUAUAGGGGGCGCCUGUAGCGGAAACACGUGUGCUAUUGAUGAGAAAUGUGUUCCAGCUGGCUUGGCUUAUUUCUGCGUUAAGCAUGAAUACAGCACCGUAAAAUGCCCGCCAGACUGGGGACAUCGUGGAGAUUUAUGUUUUUAUCUUUUCUUGGAGAGCAAAACAUGGACGGAAGCCAAGGACUACUGCGCCAGCAUGGGGGCCGAGCUUUUGAGGCUGAAUUGGCAAAAUGAAAAGAGUCAUCGGGUCUGGAUCGCGUUUCAAUUAACCAAAAGUCGCAAGCGUCCAAAAGUUGGGAAGGUCUGGACUGAUCUCCAAAACACACCUGACGUGCGAAGGUGGUUGACGAUAUCGGACUCAGCUACAAACGGGUCAGAUUUGUGCUUGGGUUUAAAGUAUGAAGAGAUGCGUAAGAGGGUGUCACUUAAAAGUUGGGAGGCUGUAAGCUGCAACGAAAAAAAUCCCUUUGCUUGUCAGCACUGGUCUCCUGAUCACUGGCAGUGAACGUAGAGCGUCAUGCAUCACCAAUGUGAGGACAGUUUGACAGCUAGACGCCGUCCUGUAGGAACCACGGAACCAGAUGAUUUCCCAUAGACGAUAAUGUUAACGUUUACCACUGUCCUGCUUAAAUGGAGUUUUAAACACUGGCCAACUAGCCAUAAUUUUGAAGAAUGUCAUCU
Pecten maximus is the source of this 1300-nucleotide messenger RNA. RefSeq names its product snaclec subunit B-like. The record is from RefSeq and is a predicted model, not a curated record. The transcript is spliced from 6 exons. NCBI's taxonomy places the organism in Eukaryota, Metazoa, Mollusca, Bivalvia, Pectinida, Pectinidae. The coding region runs from base 324 to 1124 and encodes 266 amino acids.